This is a messenger RNA of Nipponia nippon (crested ibis), 1782 nucleotides long. The record is from RefSeq and is a predicted model, not a curated record. Lineage: Eukaryota; Metazoa; Chordata; Aves; Pelecaniformes; Threskiornithidae.
AUGGCGCAGCAUGACUUUGCUCCAGCCUGGCUUAAUUUUCCUACUCCGCCAUCAUCAACAAAAUCAUCACUGAACUUUGAGAAACAUUCUGAAAAUUUUUCGUGGACAGAGAAUCGUUGUGAAGCAAAUCGCAGAAGGCACAACUCUUCAGAUGGGUUUGAUCCUAACAUUGGAUGGCCUAAUGGAGGGCAUUUUGGGAGAAAAGAGAAGAAUGGCUGGCGUUCACAAGGCAGAAACGGUACAGAAAAUAUAAACUAUCGUGGGGGAUACCAUGGUGGAGGUUCCCGCGCUCGUACCAGCACUUUCCACUGUGGAAAAGGCCAAGGACUGCAUGAAAACAAUAUAUCUGAUAAUGAAACUGGGAAAAAAGAAGACAAGGAAGUACCCAAACAGUUUGAGGCUGAGGAUUUUCCAUCUUUGAAUCCUGAAUAUGAGAGAACACCAAACCAGAAUAAGUCUUUAGCUGCAAGUGUGUGGGGUAUACACACACACACACACACUCUCUCUCUCUUUUUUUUUUCUUUUUUUCCUCCCCCAGAGUACCCUUUGAAUCCUAAAUCUAGAUCUCCAAGAAUGCUGGUCAUUAAAAAGGGCAGUACAAAAGAACUGCAAAUAUCUGGAUUCCCUGUAGUAGGAAGUCUUCAUUCACAGCCAGUAAAGAAUGGAACUGGCACAAGCGUUUAUAAAGGAUUAGUCCCUAAACCUGCUACUCCACCUGCAAAGCCUACACAGUGGAAAAGCCAAGCAAAAGAAAAUAAACUUGGGAAUCCAUUUUCUCAUGAAUCUGCAUAUGGUAUUGGCAAUUUCAGUCCUUUCAAAUCAACUGCCAAGGCAUUUACUGUAUCACAGAAUUCAGUGAAUGAGUGUAAUCGGUCGAAUUCGUCAUCCCCUAUUGACAAAGUUGGUCAGCCUCGUUUAACAAAAUUGACAAGAAUGCGGACUGAUAAGAAGAGUGAAUUUUUGAAAGCAUUGAAACAAGAUAGAGUGGAAGAGGAACGUGAAGACGAGAAUCAUGCUGGGCAAGAGAAGGAUGAUGAGUCCUUUAACUUGCAUAACAGCAACAGUUCUCAUCAUGAGAGAGAUAUAAACCGAAACUUUGAAAAUGAAAUUCCACAGGAGAAUGGCAAUGCUUCAAUUACAUCUCAACAGAUCAUUCGAUCUUCAGCUUUCCCUCAGGCAGACGUUCUUUCAAGCUCACUUGAAGCAGAGCAUAGGUUGUUAAAGGAAAUGGGCUGGCAGGAAGACAGUGAAAAUGAUGAAACAUGUGCUCCACUAACAGAGGAUGAGAUGAGGGAAUUCCAAGUCAUUAGUGAACAGUUACAAAAAAAUGGCCUUCGGAAAAAUGGCAUUUUGAAAAAUGGCCUCAUCUGUGAUUUUAAAUUUAGCCCCUGGAAAAACAGCACUUUCAAACCUGCUCUGGAGAAUGAGGAUUCUGAGACAAGCAGUAGUGAUACAUCAGAUGAUGAUGAUGUGUGAAGAUUUCUGUAACAUCUGUAGAAGCUUGUUUUGUUCUCAUGAAAAUUUGGGGAUGUGUUGUCCAAAAAAAUUUUCUAAUUUAUGUAGUAACAUACUCCAUUAGAGGAAGAAUGAUGGGACUUCUCUCUGAAGAAAGCAAGGAAUGUUGUGUUGAACAUAACUAUAAUUUCUUUGCAAACAGAUGUUGUAGAGGACUUGGGUUGACCCAGCAUUGACUUUCUUCAUCACUGCAGCAUUUCUGACUAGCAAUGUGACAAUGUAACAAAUCACUUUCUCAUUUAAUAAUAAAAACAUAAAGAAUUGUGU